Messenger RNA from Coprinopsis cinerea okayama7#130, 465 nucleotides. RefSeq lists its product as hypothetical. The record is from RefSeq and is a predicted model, not a curated record. The transcript has a single exon. The coding region runs from base 1 to 465 and encodes 154 amino acids. NCBI's taxonomy places the organism in Eukaryota, Fungi, Basidiomycota, Agaricomycetes, Agaricales, Psathyrellaceae.
AUGACCGACGCCGGCGACCUCUCUGAGCCCGAGUCACCAGGCGUUCCGACUCCGCCCGCCACCCCUGUCCGCAAACAGGCUUUCAACGACAAGACCUACUUGGUCAAUGCACCCAUCUCCACCAAGGCCCCCGCCGGCUUCCCAUUCACCUACCCCUCGCCACCCGUCUCCAACAAGGGUCGCAAGCACCGACGGGCUCCUAGCGAAGGCGUCUUCCAUAUGUCUUCGGACGAGGACCUGUCCUCCGGCCCCGGCGGUGUUGUUUUGAACCAGAACCUCUUUGGCUUGGCCAGGAACCGCUCGCCACAGGCGAAGGCUCCUUCAACCCCACCAAGCCUUAACAGGGCUGCGGGUACCGUAUUCAUCAACGAUCUUAACGGCCAGAAAGUCGGAGGCUACUUUGCCAGCUCUCUCUUCCAAAACUCUCCCAGCCCGGACGAGCUUCCGGACCCCAACCUCUUCUGA